UCAGUUGAAGAGAAAGAAUUGACCUAUAUACCCGUCAGUACGUCGAACAGGUCAGUGUCGAACAUUCGUCGAGUUUGGUUUAAUAACAUUUAUUUGACCGCCAACAUGUCGAAGUCAAGGUGUCCGGAUGCGGCGUACUUUGUGGGCGUGGACGUGGGCACGGGCAGUGCGAGGGCAGCUCUAGUUGCCGCCGAUGGACGAGUCGAGGAGCAGGCGGUGGAGGCCAUCAAAACCUGGACACCAGAGCCACAUUAUUACGAGCAAUCCUCUGAAGACAUUUGGAAUGCAAUCUGCAGGGUUGUCAAGCUUGUUAUUGCCGGUGUGAAUAAACAGCAAGUGAAGGGCAUUGGUUUCGAUGCCACCUGUUCACUGGUGAUCCUCGGUGAGAAUGGAACACCAUUGACAGUGAGCAGAAGCGGAUCAAGUGAGCAGAAUAUUAUACUCUGGAUGGAUCAUCGGGCUGAGCAGGAGACGGCUGAGAUAAAUGGCGGCAAGCAUCCGCUGCUGCAGUACGUCGGGGGACAGGUGUCCCUGGAAAUGGAGAUACCCAAAUUGCUCUGGUUGAAACGUCAUCUGCCCACAACUUAUAAGGGCAUUUGGCGAGCAUUUGAUCUGCCAGAUUUCCUCACUUGGCGUGCGACAGAGGUGGAUACUCGUUCCCUCUGUUCCGUGGUCUGCAAGUGGAAUUAUGAUGCAGCGGCUUAUAGUUGGAAUGAAGAGUUUCUACGUGACGCGGAUCUGGAGGAGCUGACGCGGGAAAAGUUCUCAGCACUUGGCAGCGAUGUGCAGCCACCGGGAAAACCUGUGGGAAAAGGCUUAUCCCAGCGAGCUGCCUCCGAACUGGGCCUGGAAAUGGGCACCGUGGUCAGCACAUCUCUCAUUGAUGCACACGCUGGAGCUCUGGGCAUGUUUGGCUGCCAGGCCGACAAAAAUAAUAAGGGAGUUAAAGACAAUGAUGAUGUCCAGGGCAAAAUGGCUUUAAUUGCUGGAACCUCCACCUGCCACAUGAGCAUCACACGGGAUGCUUGCUUCGCCCAAGGUGUUUGGGGUCCUUAUCAGGAUGCCAUUAUACCAGGAUACUUUUUGAAUGAAGGAGGUCAAUCAAUUGCCGGACAUUUGCUCGAUCAUGUGCUCAAAACACAUGAAUGUUACUUGGAGUUAAGCAGUAAACUAGGCGGAGAUAAAUACAUUUAUCAGCAUUUAAACAAGCUACUUCCCAAGCUGGCGGCUCAACGUGGUCUCAGCAAUUUAAACUUCCUGACGCAGGACAUCCAUGUUUGGCCGGAUCUACAUGGCAAUCGUUCUCCUGUCGCGGAUGCCACGCUGAGAGGCAUGUUAAGUGGCUUGGACAUGACGCGUGGCGUGGAAUCUCUGGCUAUUAAGUAUUUGGCUUUUACACAAGCUUUGGCUUACGGCACUCGUCACAUCAUUGAGAAUCUUUACCAGCACAAACGUAGCGCUUUCCAGACGCUUCUCUUUUGCGGUGGCCUGGCCAAGAAUCCGCUCUACGUGCAAUGCCAUGCGGAUAUUUGUAAUCUGCCCGCCUUGAUACCCGACGAGCAGGAAAUGGUGCUCGUGGGUGCCGCCGCCUUGGGAGCAGCUGCCUCCGGCCACUACGACAGCCUGGAGAGCGCCUCGAAAGCCAUGGGUGGCACUGGACAGUUGCUGGAACCAAAUCCCGAGACUAUGGAGCUGCACAAUCGAAAAUACAGGGUGUUCCUGAAGCUAUUGGAGCAUCAACGCCAAUACAGGGACAUUAUGCAGGGGGAGAUUUGACCUGGGAAUCCUUUUUUUAAGUCUGUAUUUUUUUUUUAGAAAUAUUUUUCAGAAGAUAAUAUCAAUAGCUAUGUAUAUAUUUGUGCGAUAUUUGUAACCGCUGUUUUUACUAGAGAUGAGUUAAUUUUUACUGAAUUUAAUUCGAUGUUUUUGUGGAUCGAUUACUGAUCCUAAAUAAAGAAUCUCAUUCUACUUUUCUCAAUA
Messenger RNA from Drosophila innubila, 1980 nucleotides. RefSeq names its product FGGY carbohydrate kinase domain-containing protein. Gene Ontology annotation, molecular function: kinase activity; phosphotransferase activity, alcohol group as acceptor. The coding region runs from base 106 to 1776 and encodes 556 amino acids. Gene Ontology annotation, biological process: carbohydrate metabolic process. NCBI's taxonomy places the organism in Eukaryota, Metazoa, Arthropoda, Insecta, Diptera, Drosophilidae. The transcript has 8 exons. The record is from RefSeq and is a predicted model, not a curated record.